AGUAGACCACCCUUGGCACAAUGUCGGCGUGUGAAGCUUCCCUGGUAGUAUGGUGAAGAUGAAACUGUAAUGUUGGUAGGAUUAAUACUUGAUGUUCAUCGUCCAAGACUGAUAGUGUAAGCACCACCGAAAAGUAUUCAAAGAUGGCAGAAAUGAACGAGGACCUUGUCCCAAGUCAUCUGAGCGCGCAUUACAGCCGCAGCUCGUCGUCGUCUUUCGUGCCAUGCCGUCUCGCUUCUACACAAGGGGGCGCUUUCAUCAUGCCAACUACGGUAUUUACUGCUCCUAGCAACCACCAAAGUAAUAUGCGGAGUACAACCUCCGCCGGGCAGCGUGACUUCUGCCAACGGGGCAUCGUGACAAAGUCAAUCGAGAUAGUACUCAGCCAGCACACGUCGGAUGAGAUAUGCCAAAGCAACAGACCGUCACGUGGCAGAAGGAGAAGAAGGACCACUGCAAGACGCCCGCUUGCCGCAACAACGGCCUUGGUAGCGGCGGUUUCGUAUCAGGGAGGGACUUUUUUCCAAGCCGCGUCUGCCUUUGAUCGCGACGGCCACGAGGCAAUCGGCAUGACGGCGAUGAGUGCGAUCGAAAGGGGGAAGGUGAGGGGUUGAUAGCUUGUUCUUCAUGAAAUAGUGCAUGACAAAAUGAAAAUGCCGCGUAAGAUAUAUUUGAUUUGAAAUAUGCCCCAAUAAAUCCUCCAGGUGCUAACGACAAUGAAGAAACUUUUGAAAGGCAAGGACAUCAUGGACAUAAGCGGGUGGGCGCACGCGGUUGACGAGAAGUUCACAUGGGCACAGCAGAUGCACUAUCAGACAUACAAACUCGGUAUUGUAUGUAAUGCAUCCCUUGCAUUAUUGAUUCCGCACGGGACCUCUACUUCUUCCAAGCUGCGCAUUCCUAUCCAGGUCUGCAAUGACCUUUUACUACGUUUUGAUCGAAGGCGCAUUCUAGUACCAACUUCUGCAAUUUCCCCCAGUAUAAAUUUCUUCACAGGCGGCCAAGAGACCGACCCCUACGAACAGCAGUGCGAAAAUUUAUCCCUCUUGGACGACGAAGCCCAUUGCCCGGGGAAGAUGUGUCUUCUGCCCGCCAUGAAGCACUUCUACGCCAACAUUGUGAAGGCAAAGAACGUGCCCGCGGCCCCGGCGAUCUCGUUCCCCGGUGGCCACACGUUUACGGACGCCGAUGGGAUGAAGUUUUUGGUUAAUUUGCUCGGCGACGUCCACCAACCGCUCCACUUCUUGCCCAGCAACGGACCGUUAGGGUAUAUAGAACGUGUAUGUUUCAAGUUCAACAAAUAAACCGCAGUUUGUGGUCAUCGACAGGACGUAGGUGAAACAACCUCUAGCUCAAGCAUGUGGUCUUUCGCGAUGCAUGUACUUGUGGUCCCACUGUGCAAAACCAAUGAAUCCAAAGUACUUAUGCAAUUUUAUCCCAAUCUAUAUCUAUCAGGUCCGACGCCCCGGUGAAGAAAAAGCAGGACCUUCCCUGUUUCCAAAAGCAAGUCUCCUCCUUCGCGGGCAAGGGCUCUUUCUAUGAACUUUGGGACAAAGACAUGACGCAGACGAUCCGCACGCGCAACCCCAUGUGGUGGGACGGGGGCUGGACGAACAUCCACCGGGGGCGGGGUUUCGGGGUCAAUUUCGACGCCCAGGCGCUGUACGAGAAGGAGAAUCAAGACUUUAUCAAGAAGAACAAGGAGAAACUGGAAUCCGCGAAGAAGUCUACCACCGACGCCGGCGAAAUCGCGAACUUGCAGGCCAACGAGAACGCAAAAAUCGCGUUUGAGUUUCUCGAGAAAUGGACCCGGGACGCCGCGGUGUAUGCGUGUAAAAAUGUGUACCGGGACUAUGACCUGCUCAACCGUUACAAUCUCAAACGUUACAAUAGACUCUGGGUAGAUUUGUCUCGCAUGAUGAGCAUGACAGACUCGCAGAGCGUUCCACUAUCUGCAAUACAAAUUGCGCCAGAUCCUUGUAGUGGGGUUUGGGGCUCCAGGAGAACUUGUCAUGCGCAAUCCUAGAAGAGUUGGCUAGAUCAUGCACUCUUGCAUCAGAGAUUUCCAUAUUCUAUUGUAACGUUUGAGAUUGUAACAGCUGAGCGGGUUAUAGGGACCCCGUCGCGAAGCGGAUGAUCGACGAGGGGUACACCAUUCCAGAGCAUGACUUCGAAAUCUGGAAGCACAACAUGCUCGAACGGAUGCUCACCGCGGGGGCCAGGACGGCGAUAUUGGUAUUGUCAUUGUUUUUCAGCUCGUCUUCACGUUGGAAGUGUUAUGGUGGGGUACUGCUUGCAUGACAGGUAGUACACAAUGUGUCUGCAUAGUUUUUUAGCACGACAAACUUGAAGCAAUGAAAAUCAUACUACGAUCCAGGUUAACGCCAUCGUCGAGGGCUACGUAGACAAGCCCGCGACGCACGAAAACUUUUCCUCCGGCACUGCUCUCAGGGAUGUUGUGGAUAUCGCAGAAAAAUAUUCGAUGUUGGCUAGCAGAAUUGAUGUUCGCACUUUUAACCUGUGAUUUGCAAGUAGGCAUCAGAUGAAUAUUAGAGUACCAGCGCACCAGAAUUCUUUUGUUUGCAGCAGGAUUCUUUUCUAUUCGCAGAUGAUCAUUGUAGUUGUCCGCGCAAGACAGAAUGUUUUCUCAGCCCGUAUGUGCAUGGCAAAUUGAAGUUGUUUUGAUUUAUUAUUCUAUGCUAGGCCUAGAAGGCUUCUUCCAAAUGAUAUCAAACCCGGAGGAUGCGGAGAUAUUUGACGACGACGUGAAGACGGGCGGAAGUAGGGCGCGACUAUCGUAUAGAAUUUGUUUCGGAUAAUUUGUGAUGAAGAAGUCGAUCACAUCAGAGGAGCAAAUCAUUUUUGUCAUCAUGCGCAUGUCCCAGCUGUUGAGCUUUCGCUUCGUACUACAUCUACAUUUCAAGUAUACCAACGAAACCCCCUGAUCACACAGUCCGGAGAUCGCCUUCCGGAACUGCAUGAUAAACUUGUGCCUCUUCCUGCUGCAACUGGCCGGCCUGGUUGCUUUCCUGAAGUACACGAGCCCGCCCGCGCACCUCGGAACCUACAACGUGACACUGUCGGACAGUGAAGGUGGCAAGAACUCCAAGAACAGCGUGGAGAUGGCGCAAACGGGCAAGCGAAAGGAGUGAAGAAAGGAAGCGUUGUGGGUUUUUUGCAAAAAACUUCGUGCGUGGCGAUCUACACAUUUUUUGCGUCGCAAGCGUAAUCGAAGAACAUGCUUGUUUUCCGAUCAAACAUGAAAUUGUACAGAGAAAAGUAGAAAACUUCGAUCAAACAUCAAUAUCGAAGGAAGAACCUAGUUCACUGAUUCACUCACAAGACAGCUCAAUAGGAAGCAGAUGCCAAGUAGUCUUAGGGAACCAAUACGAAAGGCUGGCAGGGAC
Amoebophrya sp. A120 is the source of this 3407-nucleotide messenger RNA. NCBI's taxonomy places the organism in Eukaryota, Dinophyceae, Syndiniales, Amoebophryaceae. The record is from the annotation of a GenBank genome assembly.